This is a messenger RNA of Fomitiporia mediterranea MF3/22, 678 nucleotides long. RefSeq names its product GINS complex, Sld5 component. Lineage: Eukaryota; Fungi; Basidiomycota; Agaricomycetes; Hymenochaetales; Hymenochaetaceae. The record is from RefSeq and is a predicted model, not a curated record. Gene Ontology annotation, cellular component: GINS complex. The transcript has 6 exons. Bases 1 to 678 code for a protein of 225 amino acids. Gene Ontology annotation, biological process: DNA-templated DNA replication; double-strand break repair via break-induced replication.
AUGGACGUUGAUUCUAAUCAUGCUCCACGAAUAAACCGAGAUCUGUUGGAUACGAUUUCCAACAAGAAAGAUGACAUCCAACAUCUGACACGGGUCUGGCAGAACGAACGACAUGCUCCUGAUAUACUGCCUGUAGCUGCUGAGCUUCUUAGUCGUAUACUUGACUUAAUAAGACGGCAGAUGAGUGCGGUGAAUACGUUGAGGAGCGCUGAUGUGACAAUGAGCGAAGAGGACCAUUACCGCACAACUCUUGUACAAACCGAGGCUGAGCGAGUAAAGUUCGUCAUACGAAGCUAUGUCCGUACACGAUUAUCCAAGAUCGAACAAUAUUCCGCUUAUAUUACGUUACAUAAAGAGAUUCAUCCUCGACUCACUGAAUCGGAGCUGCGACAUGCGCAGCGAUACGGAGAAUUAGUCGUUUCGCAGUUUAAUACAACCGUUCUCGGCCAUCUACCCGAACCACAACGCUACCUCGACGAUGACACAACAGGCGCGGUACCGAGCAUGAUACCCGAACCUGACAAAAGUAAACCUGUAUUCUUCCACGCAUUUGACGCAAUUGAGGGCAUUCAGUUAGACGAUGGGACUACAGUAGCAAUCUCGAAAGACACAAUUAUGCUCGUUCCAUACCGUGUUAUUGAGCAAAAUCUCCUUCGUGACGAGGGCGAACUCGUAUAG